CAUACCCGCUCUUAUAAAAGACCGAGCGACGACGUUGCAAAACCAUUCUCCAUAUCACACCAGUAGACGAAUCUCCUCUCUCAUUAAGAAGGUUCCUGGGCUUACAGAUCAUAUUAUUCGAGUUCAACAAGUUAUCAAAACCGUGAUUAUCCUGACCUAAAACAAGGAACCUAGUAUCAGAGUAGAUUGAGACAAGAAUAAACAUGUCGAGUACAUACGGAAACACCGGCAACGAAGGCCAGAGAGGGUAUGAUGACGGAAAUGGCGAUGUGAAUACAUAUAGCAACAGAGGCAACGAGCCAUCCCGACAUAGAGACGUUAUCGACCUUUUAGUGAAUCCAGGCAAAGGGAAGCAGUUGACGAUGCAGGCAGACAUAAACUGGACGCUCGAUAAACUACACAGGAGCUCUGCCGAAAGAUGUGGCAUGAGUCACAGUCAGUGCUACUCAACUUGUGCCAGCAAGCCGGUUUCGGGCUCAAGCACGGUUCGCGAAGCGGGUAUACGAAAUGGCUACACCGUCAACCUCAAUGCGCGUCUUCGCGGAGGCUAAACAUGGUGACUUUAAUAAGAAGAUUAUUAUAUCAUGACGUAAUUUGUAAGAUGUUAAGAUAUGUUGACCGACAGAGGUUAUGUCAUGUACGUGGCAGAAGACAUGUAUGCAGAAUAAGUAAUAAUAAACGAUGAGCAUUUCUCAUGAAAAGGGUACAGAUGUAAAUGAAGGCACAUUGACUGAUAUAUAAAACUGUCAAGUACAAUCGAUGGCAGUGGUUAAGUUUGGAUGAACAGUUGUGUGACAAAAUAGAGGUAACGAGAAACAACACAAGUCUAUUACUUCUGUCAGCUAUUCAAAUUCAUGAUGAAAUUGGCAGAGCCGUCAGCUUAGAUUGAAAAGAAAGGACUAGAUAUAAACACGUCCAGCCAAGUUAUCUAAUGGCUGUGAGAUAACUAGAGUGUGACGAUAAGCUUGCAGUCAGCAAACGAUUUAGGUUGCAAACACGCCCCGUUCACGAGAUCCAGCGUCAACCCAACCGCCCACUUAAAAUUUGACUUUGUUUGGACCCAUUUGAUAAUAAUGUUUUCAGUAACUGACAAAUUUCCACCAAGUCACGUGGAGUAAUGUACUCUGAAUAGCUAGAUAAUCAUAUUGUUUUAGUGCUAAAUUUGUAGUUACUGUUACAAUUAUGUUUACUUGUUACGAGUAUCGAUCUUAUUUCAUUUUCGUUAUGUUUGAUCUGGAGUUUACCAUUCUAAACGAGAAGGAGAGUUGAUAUACAGAUAAAUAAAAAUGAAAAACAUUCCAGAUAAGUAAGAUAUGGAUCUGAAUAAAUAUUCAUUGUAGAUUUGGGGGUUUUAACCUCAUAUAUACAUCAGUACUUAGUGUUUAAGGUAGUUAAAUAAUACUUAGAAAUUCGUUGCUUAAUAUAAGCUAAGAAUAUUAUGACUCAUCGACCCCCCCCCCCUUCUAACUAGGAAUAUGGUAAAGAAACAUUGUAUUAAAAAAUCUAAACAUUCUGACUUUUUGAAUAUUCUUAUUCUAAGAUUAUAUACAGAUUUAUCUCUCUUACUUUUUAUACAAUGUCAAUCUGCACUCUUUUAUUUUGGUGUCUGAGUAAAUUGAUCAUAAUGGUUCUUUCAACUGUUUUUAUUUCCUUAAACUGGCAAAUACUAGCAUAAUUAAGUAAUUUAAUUAUUUUAACUCACUUGGUCUGUAUGUGAUAUAUUGUUGUUGCAUACUAUCAAGCCGACUAUAGAUUUAGGCGCUAGUAUGCGAAUUUUUCUUUUCUAAGCAGAAGUACUGACAUAUGUAUUCUAUUUCAAUCAUUGAUUGAAUUAAUAUGAUAUCAUUGUAUAUGUAUAAUAUUAUAACGUUGCAUAUUUAAUUAUGAAAUUGUGACAUUUUUCAGUCGAAUAAUUGUUUACAUCUCUUGAUUGGUAGAAUAAAAUACUUUAUUAGCAAAUUGAUUCAAUGCGAUAAAAAAAAAA
Strongylocentrotus purpuratus (purple sea urchin) is the source of this 1984-nucleotide messenger RNA. RefSeq lists its product as uncharacterized. The record is from RefSeq and is a predicted model, not a curated record. The transcript has 2 exons. The coding region runs from base 204 to 551 and encodes 115 amino acids. Gene Ontology annotation, molecular function: protein binding. Lineage: Eukaryota; Metazoa; Echinodermata; Echinoidea; Camarodonta; Strongylocentrotidae.